This is a messenger RNA of Gracilinanus agilis (Agile Gracile Mouse Opossum), 718 nucleotides long. RefSeq names its product glycerol-3-phosphate acyltransferase 4. The transcript is spliced from 4 exons. Gene Ontology annotation, biological process: triglyceride biosynthetic process. The record is from RefSeq and is a predicted model, not a curated record. The coding region runs from base 110 to 718 and encodes 202 amino acids. Gene Ontology annotation, cellular component: endoplasmic reticulum. Lineage: Eukaryota; Metazoa; Chordata; Mammalia; Didelphimorphia; Didelphidae. Gene Ontology annotation, molecular function: glycerol-3-phosphate O-acyltransferase activity.
UUCAUUCCUUUCACAGACUAUUGCUGUUGGAGAGGACAGUUUGAAAGUUUCAGGGCCUGAAGGGUUUCUCUUUGGGUGAAGGGCAUUGGCCUUGUCUGGAUCCACCAUCAUGUUCCUGCUGCUACCCUUUAAUAGCCUGUUUGUCAACUUGCUUGGCAUUUCUCUGACAGUUCUUUUCACACUCCUUCUUGUUUUCAUCAUUGUCCCAGCCAUUUUUGGUGUCUCCUUUGGUAUCCGAAAACUCUACAUGAAGACUUUAUUAAAAAUCUUUGCGUGGGCCACUCUAAGAAUGGAGAAAGCCAAGGAGAAAAACUAUCAACUUUACAAGCCGAACACCAAUGGAAUAAUUGCAAAAGAUCCCACUUCACUAGAAGAAGAGAUCAAAGAAAUACGUAAAAGUGGGAGCAGUAAGGCCCUGGAUACUCCAGAGUUUGAGCUUUCUGACAUUCUCUACUUCUGCCGAAAAGGAAUGGAGACCAUUAUGGAUGAUGAAGUAACAAAGAGGUUCUCAGCGGAGGAGUUGGAGUCCUGGAACUUGCUGAGCAGAACCAAUUAUAACUUCCAAUAUAUCAGCCUUCGACUCACUAUCUUGUGGGGGUUGGGGGUGCUGAUUCGCUAUUGCUUCCUUCUGCCACUCAGGAUAGCUCUUGCCGUCACGGGGGUCAGCCUUUUGGUGGUAGGCACAACCCUGUUGGGAUAUUUGCCAGAUGGAAGGUGA